This is a messenger RNA of Aureobasidium melanogenum CBS 110374, 219 nucleotides long. RefSeq lists its product as uncharacterized. The transcript has a single exon. The record is from RefSeq and is a predicted model, not a curated record. Bases 1 to 219 code for a protein of 72 amino acids. NCBI's taxonomy places the organism in Eukaryota, Fungi, Ascomycota, Dothideomycetes, Dothideales, Saccotheciaceae.
AUGUGUCGCUUCUACGCUCAUACAUACCAAUGCGGACAUGUCAAGACCGUCCUGUCCAACUACUGUUCGAAAGCAGCUUUGAUACAACAAGCAUGCCGUAAAGGAGACAUCUGCGCCAACGUCGAGGUUGAUGAGAAAUGCUCAUCUUGUUACAAGCCUAUCAAGAUCCUCGUCCAAGCAAGAUUCAUCAACAAUGAUAUCAAACCUAUGAGUGGUUAA